CAACUGGAUAUUUUAUCUCCAUUUCAGUUGUAUUUUAAUCCAGAUUUAAUUAUAAAAAAUUACCAGAUAUGGCGACUGUUCACAACAUUCCUUUUUUUCGGUACAUUUGGCUUCAAUUUUUUAUUCAACAUCAUCUUCACAUAUCGAUAUUGCCGUAUGCUAGAAGAAGGUUCCUUUCGAGGACGACCAGCAGACUUCUUUUUUAUGUUUAUAUUUGGUGGCACAUUAAUGAUAAUUAUUGCUAUGUUUGUUAAUUUGUUAUUUUUGGGUCAAGCUUUCACUAUUAUGUUAGUUUAUGUAUGGAGUCGUCGGAAUCCUUAUGUACGUAUGAAUUUUUUUGGCCUGCUGAAUUUUCAAGCUCCAUACUUGCCAUGGGUUUUACUUGCAUUUUCAUUAUUACUUGGUAACUCUGUCAUAGUUGAUCUUAUGGGUAUUGCAGUAGGUCAUGUAUAUUAUUUCUUGGAAGAUGUAUGUCCAAAUCAGCCCGGAGGAAUGAGACUGCUGAAAACUCCUUGGAUAAUAAAAUAUAUUUUUGAAGGUCCAUCUUCUGAUUCUGCACAACCACCACCUCCACCUGAAGACAGACCUGGCGGAUUUCAGUGGGGAUGAUUUUCAUAUAUAUCAGCUUGUCUUCCAUGUGUAAAAUAUCCAUUGUAAUCCUUGCUGUGUACAUUUUGUAAAAAAUAAAAUAUUUUCAGUCAUU
Stegodyphus dumicola is the source of this 703-nucleotide messenger RNA. It is a transcript of the gene Der-2, whose product is annotated as Derlin 2. The record is from RefSeq and is a predicted model, not a curated record. NCBI's taxonomy places the organism in Eukaryota, Metazoa, Arthropoda, Arachnida, Araneae, Eresidae.